UUGUUGAACAAAUAUUUUGCAAUGGGGUUGUCAUUAUCAAUCCUGUUCAGUCGUCUGUUAGACAGGAAAGAGAAAAUAGAAUUUUGAUAGUUGGUCUUUGCACUGCUGGUAAGGCUACCAUCUUGCGCAAGCUAGCUCUUGAGAUCGAGCCCUCCUCAUACGGCCAAAGUCUUGUCUUGCCUUCUUCCAACUAAAAGAGCAUCAACUUCAGUGUUAUGGAUGGUUUGCCUAAGCACGAGGUUUGGGUCAAAGGUCAAUCCGAGUUGAUUGUAACAAGUCAAAAUUGGACAAAUACUUUGGGAUGGAGGGAGCGAGUCUUUUCUUGGCUAUGCAUUUUUGACCCCUGCAAUAAAAUUCAUGAUGGGAGUUCAAAACUGCUUGACUUUGGACUAUGUGUUGUUGUGCAUGAGAAGAAGAUAGGAGGCCAUUAUAGAUAUAUGAUUCCGAAGGAAAAUGCUAUAGCUUCUUUGGGCGCAAAUGAUGAAGUCGAAGAGCCUAGAACAACCUUCUAUCUCGACCAGUGGAGGCAAACUAGGAGCAUCAUCUCCCCACGGUUUGGAAAUCCGAAGGAAGCUGGCCACAUCUCAGAUCUGAUUGCGUAAUGGUUUAUUACCAGCUUCUUUUACUGGCAUCAUACUUAGUUUUAUGGAAUAUUGCAUUCCUCUCGCAAGUUAUGGUGAUGCUCGACUCUGUGGAAGGGAAUUGUCUUUGUUGUGGAUAACAGCAACACAGACCAAAUUAGAAGUUCAAGGGAGUUUUUGCAUUGGAUGUUGGAAGUUUUAAGUAAUCAUACAAAAGCAUGAAUGAGUUUCCACAACUAUCCUUAUCUAUGAAAUCACUCAAACUUGUUUUACUUCACCCAAAUGACUUCUGCUCGUGGAAAAACAUUACUCCAACGAUGUCUACUAUUGGAGAUGCUGCUUUGAUCAUAUUUUCCAACAAGCUAAGCAAGAUCUGCCCAAAGCAAUGAAUGCUGAUAAGUUAUGGAAGAGGCUCCAUCUCCAUUCUCUCAGCCAGUACAAGUGCAAUUGGCAUGUUUAGAGCAGCUAUGCAAACUCUGGAGAGGGGCUUUACGAGGGGUUGAUUUGGCUCUCUAACAACAUCGUCUCUAGCAAGGCAAGAGAUAACACAGUGGAAUUUUUUUAUUUGAUCAUAGACAUAAGUAGGCCGAUUUUUAUCUAAGCCUUUUCUCUUGUGCCUCCUUCUUACCCUAUGUUUGGUUUGUGGAAUUUGAGACGGAAAGAAAAGAAAGAAGUUUUCUCCCG
Cuscuta campestris is the source of this 1265-nucleotide messenger RNA. The record is from the annotation of a GenBank genome assembly. NCBI's taxonomy places the organism in Eukaryota, Viridiplantae, Streptophyta, Magnoliopsida, Solanales, Convolvulaceae.